GCCUGUAGCCGAUAGCCCCUGUCUUACGUUUGGUAACCGAGAGAUUUAGUCAGAAAAUACACCUUAACGAGAAGUGUACGCCUGUUUCUGAGGAUCACCGUGUUAGAGAAGACUCAACGCAAACUGUGUCGAUGUUUAAAACAAAAAUAAAAUCCUGUUUGACCAGAAUUUUACACGAAGUUCGCGUCAAGUGUUAGCUUUUGUGAAGACGCUGACGGAGGCCUUGAAGGGAGCGCCUUUUGGAAAGAGACCUAAAUAAAGGAUUCACGGAGUGUGUCUGCAGCUAACGUGGAUUUUUUUUUUUUUUUUUUUUUUGUAAAAGAUGUCUAAAGUCCAAAUACUGAGAUCUUUUGUGAACCAGAGACUGACUGCGGCUGCUGAGGAGAUAUUUGAGCUGUUUGAAAGGACGGUAGCAGACUACGAGGAGCAGCUCAGUCGAUCGAAAGAGAAUCAACACAAACGACUAAAUGCUGCCAUCGACCCCGAAGACGAGUUACGCAGAGCAGGUGUGUACAACGCCCAGCAGCUGAUGGUGAGUAAAGAAGAGGUUUCCCCUGGGCAGCAGGAGAGGGGCCCAAGUCCAGACCAGGAGGACCCACCAGAGCCACCAAACAUUAAAGAGGAAUGGGAGGAACUCUGGAGUCGUGAGGAGGAAGAACAGCUUCAAGGGCCAGAGCAGGCUGAUAUCAUCAAGUUCACAUUCACUCCCGUCUCUGUGAAGACUGAAGAAGAAGAAGAAGAAGAAGAUGAUGAAGAAGAGGAACCUCAGUCUUCACAGAUCCAUCAGAGACAAACUAAACAGACAGAAACAGGAGCUGAUGGAGAGGACUGUGGAGAAUCAGAAGAAGCCAAACACUUCCCUCCAGAUAGUCAUUUGCAUCAUGAAACUCAUGACAAGACUCUGCAGUCCUUUGAAUCUGAGACUGAUGACAGUAACUGUGAUUGGGAAGAGACCAGUGAACCUCAGUCUGGUUUCAACGCUCUGCAAAACAAAGAAGGGUCUGUGAGUGAUCCGGAAUAUAAUUCUGGAAAUACAUCGUUUAGCUUCUCCGAAAAUGAACAACUGCAGAAACACAAAGGAAUCCAGACGGAAGUCAAACCAUUUAGUUGCUCAGUUUGUGGUAAGAGAUUUCUCCGGAAGGCCUCCUUAACAAAUCAUAUGAGACUUCAUUCUGAGGGGAAACGUUUCAGCUGCCCAGUUUGCAAGAAGACUUUUCAAUGGCGAGGAGAUGUUGUGGCACACAUGAGAAUCCACACAGGAGAGAAACCCUACAGCUGCUCUGUCUGUGGUAUAAAGUUUGCACAGAGCUCAACUUUGUCCUCACACUUAAGAAUUCAUACGGGAGAAAAACCCUUCAGCUGCGUAUACUGCAAAGCCAGCUACAGAUUCAGAAGAAGCUUGAUUAUUCACAUGAGAAGCCAUACAGGAGAGAAACCGUUUUGUUGCACAGUUUGUGGCAAAGCGUUUGGAGAAAGAGGACAUAUGAGGCGUCACAUGAGUGUCCACACAGGGGAGAAACCGUUCAGUUGUUCGGUGUGUGGUAAAACAUUCACACUACAUGGAAAUCUAAGGCGCCACUUGGCGGUCCACACGGGGGAGAAACCGUUUAGUUGCUCAGUUUGUGGUCAAAGCUUUGCACAACACGUAACUCUGAGCCGACACAUGACGAUCCACACAGGGGAGAAACCGUUUAGUUGUGAUAUUUGUCAGAAAAGUUUCUCUCGACUUGACUAUGUCAAAAAUCACAAGUGUGUUGGUGAAAGCAGCAAAAGUACAUGAUGCUUGUUAUGCAAAUUAUUCCCAACAAAGUUGAAGAGCUAAAAAUAAUGUCUCAACAAUGGAUUGUCAAUACUUCAAUACAGACUCGUAAAUGAGUCUUCAUUUAAUCUUUUUAGCCAAGACAAAGCCACAUUAAUCUGAUUUAAUUUGUCUUGUUCAUUAAGUCGUUUAACAUGCACUCUCUUUGUGUUUUUGUGUUUAGUUUACAAAGUCCCUUUUAAAGGAUAGGUUCAGAUUUUUCUCACGUCUUUAUUCAUGUCAAACUGUGAUUUUAAAUGUUUGUUAAGAGAGUUGUUUGUUAUUUCGAUGAGUUCUAUAUGUGCUGAGACUGUUUUGAUACAUCAUCGGACCUUCAAGUGACCGUCGAGACAUUUUCCUCAUUGUACUCUGACAGUGCCGGAUAAAGACAGAUGGAGAGCACAUGCAUACGGGCAGAAGUGCAGACACAAAAACAAUAACAGCACAUUUCAUGAAGCCUUUUGUUACUCUGUGUGACUAUCAGUGAAGUUCUGCUGCAGCCUGGAGUCUCUAACAGUCUCAGCUGUCUCAAAUGAACGAUCCCCCCGCAGGAUGACUGUGCAUUCAGAGAUCCUCGUAGAUGUUUUUAAUUUUAGGACAGAAGCAUUGAUGGGGACAAUUCAUCACUUGCUGGAUAUUUGCGCUGCAAAAACAAAACAAAUGCUCUCGCAGAAAACUUUCUGUUUCUGCAAUAUUCUUCCUUUUCGGUUGUUUGGCAGAGCGUUUUCCGGUUCACUGGCUUAAUUACAGUACAGCCCUAAUUCCAGUUAAGAAAUGACAAACUCACCAGGUGCUAUACUUGGAAAACUGUCCUCCAUGAAUGGACCCUUCAGACUCUGACAAGGGUUGGUGGAGGUACAAAAUUAGGCGGAGUCAGCCGCCGCCAAGUUUUGAACGCAGGAAAAACCCUGGUUAUGCACUUGCGCUUUGUAAAUACACAACAAUGGGCACUUGUUCGAGAAAUGUGUUUUGCAAAUGUACAGAUUGCUUUGCAAUUGCUCUUAACAUGUGCUUUCUUAAUGUGUCAAUUUAUUUUGUACUUGUUCUUAAAUUGCAUUUUGUAAAUAGGCAAGUUUCCCUUUAUAACUGGCCGACCCUGCUACGGUUGAAUAGGAGAUGAAGGCAUCUCCUUGUUCUACUUGGUUCUUAUAAUGAGCUUCUUUUUCAAGCCGGACAAAUCUCUUUAUUUGAGAGCAUGUGUAUAUAGAAUGUAAGUGGCUUCAUGAUAACCAGCUCUGUUUACAACACGUAAAGCUUUCUACAGUUCUACUGUAACCUUAAACAGGAUUUUGUGGUUGUAUGUUAUGUUAUGUUGUAUUCCUGAGGAGAAGGGAUGAUGUAAAGAACUGUUAAAGAACAGUUGAACCAACAGGAAAAUUUCCGUGUGCGCAGCCCUCAGUGUGGACACUCUUCUUCUUCUCCCUCUCCCAUUUGCAUCCCUCCAGCAGAGUCACUGGUUAGCUUGUGGUAAAUCUGUUGUGGCCUGUUAGCUUCAUGUGCUGUUUUGAUAAAGAGAACAUUUAAAUAGCCACCUAUAUGCACAGGUUAUGCUUAUGUGUCACUUUUCAUUGAGCAAAUAACGAUUGUGAACAGAUUCCCACAGUCUGACCCCACACCCUCAGUAAGUUGUUGAGGGGAGAGACAUCCCUGUGACCUAAGAUCCUCGGUUUUACUGUCUUUCCCUUCCUUUUAUAUGUGCAUACAUACAUACCAAUAAACUGUAUAUGUACA
This is a messenger RNA of Labrus mixtus (cuckoo wrasse), 3529 nucleotides long. Its product is annotated as gastrula zinc finger protein XlCGF57.1-like. The transcript is spliced from 2 exons. The record is from RefSeq and is a predicted model, not a curated record. Bases 323 to 1780 code for a protein of 485 amino acids. NCBI's taxonomy places the organism in Eukaryota, Metazoa, Chordata, Actinopteri, Labriformes, Labridae.